CAUCUUCCACAGGAGUCGGCGGGGGCGGCGCUGCUGUUGCGGCUGCCGCGGCUGCUGCUAGUCCAGGCGAACCGGCGGCCGCGACGGCGGCAGCCGCCUGAGGCGAGCGACUGUUGCGGGGCACGGGCGGCGGCGGCGGCGGCCGCCCGCCAUGGACUGAGGAGACCGCGAUGGGCAACAAGGAGUCGCGCAUCGGCUUCCUCACCUACGACGAGGCCCUGCGGAGGGUGACGGACGUAGAGCUAAAACGGCUGAAAGAUGCCUUCAAGAGGACCUGCGGACUCUCGUGUUACAUGAGCCAACAAUGCUUCAUUCGGGAAGUUCUCGGAGAUGGAGUUCCUCCAAAGGUUGCAGAGGUCAUAUACUGUUCUUUUGGUGGCACAUCGAAAGGUCUACAUUUCAAUAACCUGAUAGUAGGCUUAGUCCUGCUGACAAGGGGCCGAGAUGAAGAGAAAGCCAAAUAUAUUUUCAGCCUAUUUUCCAAUGAAUCUGGGAGCCAUGUUGCCCGUGAAGAGAUGGAGAGGAUGCUUCUCAUAAUUGAUGGAAAAGUCCCUGAAUGUCUAAAAAAAUGCUUCUCUGAGGGCGAAAAAGUAAACUAUGAAAAAUUCAGAUCCUGGCUGUUGCAGAACAAAGAAGCGUUCACAUUUUCCCGCUGGCUCCUCUCCGGAGGCGUGUAUGUCACGCUCACAGAUGACAGUGACACUCCCACCUUCUAUCAGACUCUGGCUGGAGUCACACACUUGGAAGAAUCGGAUAUCAUCGACCUCGAGAAACGCUACUGGCUCCUGAAAGCUCAAUCAAGAACAGGCCGUUUUGAUCUGGAAACGUUUGGCCUCCUGGUUUCCCCUCCGAUCCACCCAUCCCUAAGCGAAGGCCUGUUUAACGCCUUUGAUGAAAACCGCGACAAUCACAUAGACUUCAAGGAAAUCUCGUGUGGGCUCUCGGCUUGCUGCAGGGGGCCACUGGCAGAACGGCAGAAGUUUUGCUUCAAGGUUUUCGACGUUGAUCGAGACGGGGUUUUGUCCAAGGUUGAACUCGAAGAAAUGGUUGUGGCUCUUCUGGAAGUUUGGAAAGAUAAUCGUAUUGAUAACAUUCCAGAGCUGCACAUGAAUUUGCCUGAUAUUGUAGAAGAUAUUCUAAAGUCACACGACACUACCAAGGUAAGAAAGGGCAGCUGUAUCUCAUUAUCCCUUAUUGUGUGCCAUAUAGUCUUAGGUUUAAGACCUGCCACUCCGGGAGAUGAAGGACAAAUCAUUAGAGGCUGGCUAGAACGUGAGAGUAGACAUGGCCUUCAACAAGGACACAACUGGUUUCUCAUCGCAAUGCAGUGGUGGCAGCAGUGGAAAGAAUACGUCAAAUACGAUGCUCCCCCUGUUAUGAUAGAGCCUGUGUCUGCUUCAAAUGGAGGUAAGACUUCCCUCCUGAGUCCUGGGACACCCACAUCCGAGCUGGGAGAUGACCGAACGGGUGCUUUGAAUAACAUCAAUGCCGCAGAAGAAAAGUUUUCAGAUGAUAUUUCCAGCGCGUCAGAAGCAUCGGAGACAACUAACAGCAAUUUUGUUCAUGCCACCACUCCCAAUACCGAGAUGUCUUUGGCUCGACAGCUCAAUUCUUCGGACAACAACAAUCAGUGCCUCCUUGCCUCUAAUGGGAAUAUCUUACUGCAGCUGCUGAAUCCACAGCGGCCCGGAGCAAUCGAUAAUCAGCCACUUGUAACGCAAGAGCCCGUGAAGGCGCCAUCAUUGACUUUGGAAGGCGGGCGAUUAAAACCAUCGCCCCAAUUAAUCCAAGGGAAAAAUUACGAAAUGGUCCCAGAACCGGUGUGGAGAGCCCUCUACCAUUGGUACGGAGCAAACCUGUCUUUGCCCAGACCGGUGAUCAGAAACAGCGCGAUGGGCCUGCCCGAACUGGAGCUAUUUCCCCGUUACCUGCUCUUCCUGAGACAGCAGCCAGCUACCCGGACCCAGCAGUCCAAUGUCUGGGUGAACAUGGGGAACGUCCCAUCUCCCAGCGCCCCCUUGAAGAGGGUAUUGGCCUACACCGGCUGCUUUAGCCGCACCCAGACCAUCAAGGAGAUCCACGAAUACCUGUCGCAGCGGCUGAGGAUGAAAGAGGAGGACAUGCGCCUGUGGCUGUACAACAGCGAGAACUAUCUUACUCUUCUAGACGAUGAGGAUCAUACACUGGAAUACCUGAAUAUUCAAGAUGAACAGCACUUAAUUAUAGAAGUUCGCAAUAAAGACAUGAGUUGGCCGGAAGAGAUGUCAUUUAUAGCAAACAGCAGUAAAAUUGACAGGCAUAAAGUUCCGACAGAAAAAGGGGCCACGGGCUUAAGCAACUUGGGGAACACGUGCUUCAUGAAUUCAAGCAUCCAGUGCGUCAGUAACACACAACCUCUUACCCAGUAUUUCAUCUCCGGCCGACAUCUGUACGAGCUGAACAGGACAAAUCCAAUAGGAAUGAAGGGACAUAUGGCUAAAUGCUACGGGGAUUUGAUUCAAGAACUGUGGAGCGGAACCCAAAAGAACAUUGCUCCUCUCAAGUUGAGGUGGACUAUAGCUAAAUAUGCCCCGAGGUUUAAUGGCUUCCAGCAGCAAGAUUCUCAGGAACUCUUAGCUUUUCUCCUGGAUGGGCUCCACGAGGACCUGAAUCGAGUCCAUGAUAAGCCGUACGUUGAGCUGAAGGACAGCGAUGGCCGGCCGGAUUGGGAGGUAGCGGCAGAGGCCUGGGAGAACCACUUGAGAAGGAACCGCUCGAUUGUGGUCGACCUCUUCCACGGGCAGCUGAGGUCCCAGGUGAAAUGCAAGACCUGUGGACACAUCAGUGUCCGUUUCGACCCUUUUAAUUUCUUAUCGCUGCCUCUUCCAAUGGACAGUUACAUGCACAUAGAAAUAAUAGUAACUAAGCUAGACGGCACGACUCCCGUCCGAUACGGACUCAGGCUGAAUAUGGACGAGAAAUACUCUGACUUGAAGAAGCACCUGAGUGACCUUUGUGCCCUGAAGCCCGACCAGAUCCUGCUUGCGGAAGUACACAGCUCGAACAUAAAGAACUUCCCACAAGACAGCCAAAAAGUCCGGCAUUCAACGACAGCUUCUUUGUGCGCCUUCGAAGUACCGAUUCCCGGCUCUCCCACUUCGGCUUCUUCAAGCCCCUUGCAAACAGAUUUUUACCGUGGACAGUCGACCAACGGGGUGAUCAGCUGCCUGAUGAACGGGGACCUCCCACGGUCAACCUUGAUCCCAAAUGGAAUGCCAAACACAGUGGUGCCCUGCAGGGUGGAGAAUGGCGUGACGAUGAAUGGUCAUGUGACCUCACCUUCCGACAGCCCCUUCAUAGGCUACAUCAUUGCGGUCCACAGGAAAAUGAUGCGGGCCGAAAUGUACUUCCUCUCGUCUCAAAAGAACCGGCCAAGCCUGUUUGGAAUGCCUCUGAUUGUUCCCUGCACAGUUCACACAAGGAAGAAAGACCUGUAUGAUGCUGUCUGGAUUCAGGUGUCUCGGCUUGCAAGCCCCCUCCCUCCCCAGGAAGCAAGUAACCAUGCUCAGGAUUGCGACGACAGCUUGGGAUAUCAGUACCCUUUCACCCUUCGGGUGGUUCAGAAAGAUGGCAACUCCUGUGCCUGGUGCCCCUGGUACAGGUUUUGCUACGGGUGUAAAAUCGAUUGCACAGAAGAAAGAGCUCUGAUGGGGAACGCAAACCUGGCUGUCGACUGGGAUCCCACCGCCCUGCACCUCCGCUACCAGACCUCACAAGAACGGAUAGCGGAGGAGCACAGAAGCGUGGAGCAGAGCCAGCGUGCUCAGGCCGAGCCCAUCAACCUGGAUAGCUGCUUGAGGGCCUUCACCAGUGAGGAGGAGCUGGGUGAAGAUGAAAUGUACUAUUGUUCCAAGUGCAGGACCCACUGCCUGGCCACCAAGAAGCUGGACCUGUGGAGGCUGCCCCCGAUCCUGAUCAUCCACUUAAAGCGCUUCCAGUUCGUCAAUGGCCGCUGGAUAAAAUCCCAAAAAAUCGUCAAGUUUCCUCGUGAGAGCUUUGACCCAAGUGCCUUCCUCAUGCCACGAGACCCGAGCUGCUGGCCGCCAAAGCUGCUGACACCACAGGCGGACGAUCCCGCCGAGCCCCUGAUUCCGCCGGAGGAGUGCCGGAGGACGGAGCCACGGAGCGGCACGGUGGCUGGAGAAGGCGACGUCCUCACCCGGAGCCCUUCUUCUCUCAACACUUCGGGCAUCUUAAAUAAUAUUAGAGCAUCGCCGUCCUCCGCCAGGAAGUGCCCAUCAGGCUCUUCGACCAGUAAAAACCUUAGCCCCACCAGUAGCCCCAGGACUAUGGGCAGAAGCAAGGGGCGCCUUCGUCUCCCCCAGCUCUGCAAAAACAAACUCUCGAGCAGCAAAGAGAACCUGGACACGAGUCGAGAGAACGGUACCCAGCCAGAUCCAAAGGCCACAUUGGACUCUCCGGGCAGGGAGCAGCAAAAAUUGGGGGAUGGUUCAGGAGAACCGGUGGUCACUCAGGACAAUGAGGGGCAGCUCACCAACGGAUACCUUUGCAAGCUCAGCUCCUCCAGCAACCACAGUCUCAACGGUCUCCUGGAAGCCCGCCGGGAAGAGGAACUGGCGGAUGACCAAAGAGGAGAAAUCUGUAUUAAUCCUAUUUAUAACUUAUAUGCAAUUUCGUGCCAUUCAGGAAUUAUGGGAGGAGGUCAUUAUGUCACCUAUGCCAAAAACCCCAACGACAAAUGGUACUGUUACAACGACAGCAGCUGUAAGGAAUUGCAUCCUGAUGAAAUCGACACAGAUUCUGCCUACAUCCUUUUCUACGAACAGCAAGGAGUGGACUAUGCACAGUUUUUGCCAAAGAUUGAGGGCAAGAAUAUGGCGGAUACCAGUAGCAUGGAUGAAGAUUUUGAGUCCGAUUACAAAAAGUACUGUGUCUUGCAAUGAGCAAAACGGGUUUCGUAAAGGUUAGUCCGAGGAGAUUGCAUCACAAGGCUGGCAACAAAAGAGAACAAAAGGAAAUACGGUUUUAACUGAGCAGAAGAGCUAGGUGUAGUUUUUAUUUUUUUAUUUUUUAUUUUAUUUUUAAUUUUCCUCCUGUGACCGGAAAGCACAACUAAAGAAAAAAACAAAAUUAAAAAAAAAAUAGCAGGGGGAGAAAGAGAAACUCUAAUUAAAGUGAGCAUUUAUCAGGUGGCAUUUGCUUUGGUUUCCCAUCUUUGUUGCUUCAUGCCCAGAGGGUGGGGGAAGAAGACCCGUUGGUUAAACUGUUUUAUUUUGCCUUCAGCCUUUAACCUCAGCAAACUAAAGACUAGAUGCAUUUAAAAUUUGAGAAAGGUAAUCCAGCGAAGAGGCAGAAUAACCGUAGUCUGUUCGUCCCUUUGACCAAUUUGCUCUUAGAGACGUCUGAAGUAAGUUGGGGUUGGGGAAAGAAAUGACAUUUGGGAAAGCUCUCUUCCAAUUGUUGCUAAUGAUUCACUUGUAGUGUUGUCCUGACAACAUGAAAUUUCUACCUCCUUUUUCUGAAGUUUGAUUCCAUGUCUGCGAGGAGAAGAGGCACACGCAGAGACGGCAGGCACAAGCCGCAGAAAAUUCCUGCAAACUUUCCCUGCUGUUCAUUUUCUCUCACUUGAUGUAUUUGUUAGCAGUUCCUUUCCGUCGCCUUAAGAAUAAAGUUUCCUCUCUUUUUUAUUUUUUUUUGACCUUGUGGAAUUGUUCCAACCCUUUUGGCUUUCAGAGAGGUUCCAGAGCAGCUCCAGCAGCCUUUUGGCGCUUGAAAGGGCUGGAGAUCUGGAAACUGAGGCAGCUCCAGGCUGUUCCUGGGGGCAGUGAGUAGGCUAAUUAUUUGUAUUCAUCUCCACUUUGGAUGGAUUGGGGUGUUCUAGGAGCCAAGCGUUUCUCUGUGUACAAGAGGGUACUUGGGUAAGAAACCUGCUCUGGUUGUGAAAAUAUUUUGCCAUUGUGGUUACCCUGUCCCCUCAACUUACAACUUUCAUUCAGAAGAAGCUAGUUCCUGAUUUUUUUGGUGUAUUGAUCUGAUCGCUCUUGAGAAUGGGAAAGUCAAAUCAGGAAUCUGUUCCCCAACUCAACCCAACCCAAUGCAACUCAACCCAGCCCACUGCAACUUAACCAACCCAACUUAAUGCAACUCUACCCAACCCAAGUCAACCCAACUCAAUGCAAUUUAACUCAACCCAACCCAACCUGAUGCAACUCUACCCAACCCAACCCAAUGCAACUCAACCUAAUUCAACCCAACCUUUAAAUCCCAGAAACAAGGGAGCCUGGUUGAGUGCUUUGAGCCAACAGUGUGUCAGUGAUGGCUGAUGGGAAAUGUGUACCCAAAGGAGGACUAUAGGCAGGGAGGGGUCAAAAAGUUCAAGAUGGAGUCGGUGACUAUAAUCAAAAUUCUACCCACCUUUUUAUACUUGUGUCACGCGUGCAGGAGAUGGGCGGGGCUUCAGAAGGGCAGUGACAGCCGCCAUCUUGAUUUUUAGGACCCCCUCCCCCAAGUAGCCGCCCCUCACAAUGGAGAUGGAAUACAAGGCUAACAGCCUCUUCUUCCUCACUCCUAGCACCAAUCCUUCAUUUGUGGUAGACCUUUUGAAAGGAGAGAGUCCUCACACAUAUUGUUCUCUCUUCCUUCAUUGGAGGGAGUGCCAGUCAUGUUUUUUUUUUUUAAAUUAUUUGCACUUUAAAAAUAAUAAUAAAAACAUAACAGAGUUCAUUUUUCAGUGCUUUGGGGAUAGCUGUGUGCGUGCUUGGGUGUGUGUCCUUUCCAUUCCUUUUUCUUUCGAAAAGCAACGUUAACAUGUCUGAAGGAUGACCAUCAGUGAUGGAGAGGUUGUCCGUUCUACCACCCAACAGGCUAUCCUUUUGGGGUAGCCAACCUUGUCCCCGGAAGGAAUAUUAAUACUUCAAACCCACUUCAAGCAUAUUGUGGCUUUUAACCAUCUCUUGAUGGUGAUUCCCCUUUAUCUGUUCUUGUAGGUCAGCCAGAGUCAAAGCAGAGCAGUGAGGUGGGUGGCUGCAUAAAUGUAAUAAUUAAAUGAAAGAAGGAAUUAAAUUGGCAGCCAUGUCCAGCUUCUAUGAAUGGAAAUGGAUUGAGAGAGCAGAAUAAUGAGGGAGCUACGGCAAACGUUCCCAUUUUCAGGUGAGCUGAAAAUCCUUCGAUUUGAAAAUCCUUCCUUACCUCUGCAUUUGUUGAGCCAAGCCCUAAAUCAGACACACACACACCCUCCUCAUUCCAAUCAGAUGAUGAAAUAAGGUUGAUCAGAGGUUAGGAUAAACCGUCAUUUCUUCACAAACGAAGCCUCUGAAUCAGCUCUUAGUAACACAGUGAGAUUUUCAAAGAGCGGCGAAGAUGAGUUUUGCUCCUAAUCUGGAAAUCUAUAGCAUGGAGGACUAUCUCGGCCUUCCACUGUUCUUUGAACUGCUCCUGUCAAUCCUUCCCUUACUGAGAACCUGACAAAAAUCCACGGGAUUUCUUUCAGCUAAUUUCCCCAUCGUUCCCUCAUUCCCCCCCACAAAGCAAAAUCACUUAGAUUUUGUUGGCAUCAGGCUAUCUUCUUCCAACUGCGGUGUUCUCAGAACACUUUUUUUUAAAAACUCCCUUUUUCGUUCCUGGUACCCUUUUCUGGCAGUUCCAGGGCAUUGUGGCUUCGUCUAACCUCACAUUAAAAACGAGGAUUAGUGUUGAAGCUUGGCAAACAUGGAGAAGGAUUGCAGGGGUCAGGUGGACCUUAACAUUUGAGCCUGCUCUUUGGUAGGUGUUUCUCAACUCUCAAAAUUCCCCAUCCGGACUGCUUUCAAAUUGGCGGACUUUAACUCCCCAGAAUUCCCCAGCCAGUAAGCAACACAGAUCUUAAUUCACCCCGAGUGGGCGUUAAAAGUCCACCCAAUGUAAAACAUGCUGGCUGAGGAAUUUUGGGAGUUGAAGUCCAAGGCACCAAGGUUGAGAAACACUGCCGGAAGAACCCAACAGUUGACAGUUGCUCUGUCUUUUGACGGUCUCCUCGAAACGAUUUGCGUCCAAGCAACUCAGCCAUGCACUGUGGAACUUAACCCAUCCAAGUGAUGUGGCACCAUCAUCCAGCGGUCGCUUGUGUUGGGGCCCUUUGUCACUUCCGUUAGCGUGCGCAUGUGUGUGAAAGUUGCAGACGGGGUUACUUCAAACCCAGAUCUUCUGCUGGACCCACGGCAGAAGGUUAGGGCUCAACCUAAGGAGAAGAAGGACCUAGGUAGUGUCUCUUAGCUUGCCGUGCAAGAUCAAACCACCAUCGUCUAUAAAGUCCCAUAAUCCUUGACUGUGCUGUGUAGUCCAGAGUAGCUCCUGAAAACCAGCUUCCCAACAUCAGUUCUAAUGGGUGCCACCACUCAGUCGUGUGAUUAAUAGCGUGACGUUCCCCCUUUUGCCAAAAAAACAAGCCAGCAUCUUGUUGAACGCAUCGUGCGAUGCCUAUCAAUCUGCGAUGUAGCCAAAUCCUGGGGGUGGGGAGAGAUUUGAACAAUGCCUUGGCCCCUAAUUGUCCAUUUUCUUGACCUCUUUGAGCAUGGAGAAAGUCCCUACUUUAAAAAUACUCCUUCUUUGAAGAUCCCUUCCACGUCGCUCUUCAUCUCUUCGUUUCUUUGGGAAACAGUUUGGGUUUUUAAGUUCCAGCCCAGCAUGAUCCGCUCACCUCGUCUUUAAUCUGCCAUGCUUUGUUACAUUGGUUGUAAUGAUUAAUAUUUUUUUUUUAAGAAAAAAGGUUUAAAUUAAUUCCUAAAUUUAAUAGGAAAAGCAAAACAAACGAUUUAAGUUAACUGUUUAACUAUAUUUGCUCUGUAAAUUAUUGUAUAAAACCUAUUGACAAUGCACUGAAUUUAGAAAGACUGUGUACAUAAGUACUGUGUAAAUAAUUCAAAGGGGAAAAAACAAAGUAUUAAUGUAUUGGGAUAUGACCUGUAUUAAAAAAAAAAAGCAAGUCCAAGUAACUGUAUAUGGAGUGAACUUGUCUAUCUGUAAGUAUAUUAUUCAAGCAAAUUAAAUACUGUGGA
Pseudonaja textilis is the source of this 9032-nucleotide messenger RNA. The record is from RefSeq and is a predicted model, not a curated record. NCBI's taxonomy places the organism in Eukaryota, Metazoa, Chordata, Lepidosauria, Squamata, Elapidae.